CCAGCAUGCACCGGACCCGCUCGCUUCUCGCAGCGGUGAUGCUGAUGGAGUGUUUUCGCUCGCGGUGCUGGAGUUGUGAUGGGUCUGCUGGAGUUCCGCUCUGAUCGUCAUGCUUCCCGGGGUCCUUUACGCGCUGCUGGCGGGUUUUCUCGGCGCGGUCGCGUCCUCCUCCGCCAAACUGUCUCUCGGCACUGACUACCUGAAGGGCGUGUGUGAGACGGGACUGCGGACGUGGGGCGAGCAGAGGAGAUUCACGCAGCAGAACGACACGAGCGCCUGCGACUGGCUGCACAUCCCUCUCCGACUGCUGUGUGGAGGUCUGCUGUUCACCUGCAACGCUGUGAUGUGGACGUUCCUGGCCAAAGCUCUCCGCAGCUCGUGCUCGUCCACCCGCACCACUGUGACCACCACCGCCUCCAACUUCAUCUCCUCUGCGUUUCUGGGGCAGCUAAUAUUCGGGGAGACGCACAUGGCCCUGUGGUGGGUGGGCAUCUCUCUUACUCUCUCUGGUCUUCUGGUGCUUCAUCACACGUCGCCCAACCUCACCCAAUCACACGACAGCAAGAGAGAAUGACGCUGGCACGCGUGAACGUGCAUGCUGCAUUAUUAGAAGAGUUCAGUGUGUUUUAUAAACAUACUGUAUGUGACCCUGGACCACAAAACCAGUCAUAAGGGUCAAUUUUUCAAAAAUU
Messenger RNA from Cyprinus carpio (common carp), 692 nucleotides. RefSeq names its product transmembrane protein 42-like. Lineage: Eukaryota; Metazoa; Chordata; Actinopteri; Cypriniformes; Cyprinidae. The record is from RefSeq and is a predicted model, not a curated record.